Plasmodium gallinaceum is the source of this 341-nucleotide messenger RNA. Its product is annotated as fam-e protein. Lineage: Eukaryota; Apicomplexa; Aconoidasida; Haemosporida; Plasmodiidae. The transcript has a single exon. The record is from RefSeq and is a predicted model, not a curated record. The annotation marks the transcript as partial.
AUGGCACUUCUAUAUAAUGAGGGAUGUCCAAAUUCAGAAGAAGACAUUACCAAAUGCAAUGUCCUUGUAUGUAUAAUACGUGGGGAUAAGUUCAGAACUCAACAUUGCGAUCCUGCAUUUGAAUCACUUAUCUUAUAUUAUCCUUCUAAUGAUAUUUCAAAUAAUCUUGCAAAAAAUAUAUUUACAUUUGAGCAUUCUAUAACAUCUAAUAGUCCUCAAUCUAAAGUAACUCUUCUUUCAAAUAAUGAUGGUGAAAUUGUGUUUCUAUAUCAAAUGUAUCCAUAUGAACAUAACUAUUCAUCUGAAACAUAUUUAUGCCGUUUUCGAGAUAUAGACCAAAA